CAUCUACUCCAGGAAUGUUGGAACCUUUAUUUUGAAAUGUGGGCAAUACUGCCCGGAAACUCUAGGGCACAGGCUACAUACGUUUGGCUUAUUUAUAUUUUAGUGUUUUAAAAGAAAGGACUAAAGCUGUCGCUUGUGCCAGAGACAUGGCUGCAUUUUUUAAUCAACACGAGUUUUAACGAAGAUCUGUAUUCGUUAAUUUUUGCGAGAAGACACAGCACAUGUAGACGCGAAAUCAGCAGUGCUGACCUAUGAUUGCGAAACUCGAGAGAAAUUUACAACUAAAUCUAACUGAAUCGAGGCAGGAUGCAAUGUGUGAAACUGCCCAUCAGUGUGACAGUGGAGAUCAACCUGCUGCUGGUGGCAGUGACAGCACUUGCGCUCGUGACCCGACUUUAUGGCAUUCACUUUCCUAAAGCUGUAGUGUUUGAUGAAGUUUAUUAUGGACAGUUCCUGUCUCUGUACAUGAAGCAAGUGUUUUUUAUUGAUGAGAGUGGUCCACCUUUUGGCCACAUGAUACUAGCUUUAGGAGCGUAUUUAGGAGGAUUUGAUGGCAACUUUGUUUGGAACAGAAUUGGAGCAGAAUACACCAGUAAUGUUCCUGUUUGGAGCCUUCGGAUAAUACCGGCCCUUGCCGGCUCCUUUUGUAUACCACUUGCUUAUCUUCUGGUGGUGGAGCUGGGAUAUUCCCACUUGUCAGCUUUAGGGGCCUGUGCGCUGCUCCUCAUGGAAAAUUCCAUGAUCGUGCAAUCACGCUUCAUGCUGCUGGAGUCUGUUUUAAUCUUUUUCCUACUGUUAGCUGUGCUGUCUUACCUCCGUUUCCACAAAGCACGCAAUUCAUCUUUUAGGUGGUUUUGGCUCGUGAUUUGUGGGGUCAGUUGUGCAUAUGGAAUUGGGGUAAAGUACAUGGGUAUGUUCACAUACUUUUUACUGCUAGGCCUGGCAGCUGUACACACCUGGCAACUUAUUGGAGAUCGAACCUUAAGCCAUGGCAAAGUAUUGGUCCAGGUUUUGGUUCGCUUCUUGGCCCUUGUGGUGUUACCCGUCAUCAUGUACCUUGGAUUUUUCUACAUCCAUCUUACCCUGCUGUAUCGCAGUGGACCACAUGACCAGAUGAUGAGCAGUGCUUUUCAAGCAAGUCUAGAGGGCGGUCUAGCCCGGAUCACUCAGGGGCAGCCCUUGGAUGUAGCGUUCGGCUCACAGGUCACUCUCCGCACCGUGUCCAGUAAACCUGUUCCAUGUUGGCUUCACUCCCACAAGGCUAACUAUCCAAUCAGGUAUGAAAAUGGCCGCGGUAGCUCACACCAGCAGCAGGUGACCUGCUAUCCUUUCAAAGACGUCAACAACUGGUGGAUUAUUAAAGACCCUGGGCGGCAGAGUCUUGUGGUUAGCAGCCCACCCAGACCUGUCAGACAUGGCGAUAUUAUUCAGCUGCUACAUGGAAUGACAUCACGCUACCUAAACACACAUGAUGUUGCAGCCCCCAUGAGUCCUCACUCACAGGAAGUGUCUGGAUACAUUGACUUUAAUGUAUCUAUGCCAGCUCAAAAUCUAUGGAGAGUGGACGUAGUGAACAGGGAGUCUGAUAGAGAGAUCUGGAAGACGAUUUUGUCAGAGGUGCGACUAGUCCAUGUGAACACUUCCGCUGUUCUGAAGCUCAGUGGAGCAUCUCUACCAGAGUGGGGUUUCAAACAGCUGGAGGUGGUUGGGGAUAAGAUUCAUAAAGGCUACCAGCAGAGUGGCAUGUGGAACGUGGAGGAGCAUCGCUAUGGCAGAAGUCAGGAACAGAAGGAAAGGGAGUUGGAGCUGAAGUCACCUACUCACGGCGACGUCAAAAGAAACCUCACUUUUAUGGCCAAAUUUCUUGAGCUGCAGUGGAAGAUGUUGACAGUAAAGAAUGAAGAGUCCGAGCACAAAUAUAGUUCAUCACCUCUUGAAUGGAUCACAAUGGACACUAACAUUGCAUACUGGCUUCAUCCUUCAAGUAAUGCACAAAUUCAAUUGAUAGGGAAUUUUGUGACUUGGACCAUUGCAAACCUUAUGCUGGUUGUGUAUUGUCUUCUGUUUUUAACCUACUUGCUAAGACGACGGAGGAAAGUUGAAGACAUUCCUCAGGACGCUUGGGAACAGCUGGUUUUGGCUGGUGUCGUUUGCUUCGGAGGCUGGGCAGUUAAUUACCUGCCAUUCUUCCUAAUGGAGAAGACUCUGUUUCUCUAUCACUAUCUCCCAGCGCUCACCUUCAAGAUCUUGCAGAUACCGAUUGUCAUAGAGCACCUGUACAUCCAUGUAAUGAGAUCCCCAGCUCAACGGAAAGCAUUUGGUGGUGUUAUUCUGGCAGUCCUUUGUUCAGUAUACGUGUCCUACCGCAACUUGAGUCCUCUCACCUACGGCUGGCCUGCGUUAACAUCAGAUGAGCUUGCUGCACUGCGUUGGAGAGAAAGUUGGGAUAUUCUCCUACGAAAACGCUGAAAUGUCCAACUUGUUCCUUUAAGAACAGGAGCUUGCAUAACAUUAUGACAUGAACUUUGAAGUCAAGGCAGUAUGGUAGUGCUGUUGGAUUUCCAGAGAACUGUGAAACACGGUUUUUAGGGUCUUGUACUCAAACAUAAAAAUGUGAAAAAACUCUACAAUGAGAAUUCAUGCUGCUGAAUCUCAAAACUCUAAACCAAAUGGACUGUAAAGCACUAUUUUAGUGCUUAAUUUAUCAUGCGCUUAUGUUUACAUAUUCUGUUUGUAUGGCAGUUUUAUUGUGUUUUAAGGACUUGUUAAACUGAGAUAUGUUGUAUUUCUUAGAAUUUCUUUUUAUUUAAUUCCUGCACAACACUAAACAAUGAAACUUUAAAAUCGAAUAAACACUUUUAUAACAAA
This is a messenger RNA of Megalobrama amblycephala (Wuchang bream), 2868 nucleotides long. RefSeq names its product protein-O-mannosyltransferase 1 (gene pomt1). Gene Ontology annotation, biological process: protein O-linked glycosylation via mannose. Lineage: Eukaryota; Metazoa; Chordata; Actinopteri; Cypriniformes; Xenocyprididae. The record is from RefSeq and is a predicted model, not a curated record. Gene Ontology annotation, cellular component: membrane; endoplasmic reticulum. Gene Ontology annotation, molecular function: dolichyl-phosphate-mannose-protein mannosyltransferase activity. Bases 307 to 2469 code for a protein of 720 amino acids. The transcript is spliced from 20 exons.